Hypomesus transpacificus is the source of this 1572-nucleotide messenger RNA. It is a transcript of the gene selenop2, whose product is annotated as selenoprotein P2. Gene Ontology annotation, cellular component: extracellular region. The transcript is spliced from 5 exons. Lineage: Eukaryota; Metazoa; Chordata; Actinopteri; Osmeriformes; Osmeridae. Gene Ontology annotation, biological process: selenium compound metabolic process. Gene Ontology annotation, molecular function: selenium binding. The record is from RefSeq and is a predicted model, not a curated record.
ACUGAGAGGAAGGGGGUGAAACUGGACCAAGAGGUUAUUCACUCUACAUUCUCAUCAAGCCAAUGCUUCAUCCGUACCAUGUGGUAUUUAUAGCGUAAAAUCCUUUAAGGAGACAUGGUAAAGCUUAGGAGGACACGAGAGACGAUGUGGGGUGUCCUGGUUCUGUGGCUGUGGGCAGCCCUGCCAGGGCUGCUCUGGGCAUCGCACCUGUUCCUGGAACGCGACAGCAACACCUCCAGCAUCUGCAAGCCUGCGCCUCACUGGAAGGUCCAAGGACAGAGCCCUAUGGAGGGGCUGCUGGGAGAUGUAGUCAUAGUAGCUCUGCUGAAGGCCAGCUGACACUUCUGUCUCAUUCAGGCCUCCAAACUCGGGGGUCUGCGUGAGCGCGUGCUGCGCAGCAACAUGACAGGUGUGUCGUUCCUGAUUGUGAACGAGCAGGACGCCCAGUCCAGAGCCAUGUACUGGGAGCUGAAGAGGAGAGCGCCCCCCGGCAUGCCCGUCUACCAACAGUCCCCCCUCCAGGACGACGUGUGGGAGGCCCUGAGCGGAGACAAGGAUGACUUCCUGGUCUAUGACAGGUGUGGACGGUUAACGUUCCACAUUGUCCUGCCAUACAGUUAUCUCCACUACCCCUAUGUGGAGGCAGCAGUCAGAGCCACCUACCAAAAAGACAUCUGCAACUGUACUAAGGACUUCCUUUCGAUAAUGUCAAGUCGUCGUGGGAACAACACCCAGAGCAAUGACACGACGAGCAGCACAGAGAUAAGUGGCUUCAUUGAGAAUGACAACCUUACAAACCCUAUCACAGUCAGGACUACAGUACCCACAAGUCUCAACAGUGCUGCUCCAGGUGUAGAUGUGCAUUCCAAUGUCUCCGUGGCAGACGAGGGGGGUAACGCACCCCACAUUCAUCAUCAUCAUCCUCAUCAUCAUCAACAGCACAGUCAACAUCAUGGCUCUCACAGUGACAUGCAGCAAGUCUUAAAUUAGAAGACUUUUCACUGACCUGGAGUAACUGCAGCAUCAGGCGUAUGUAAUAUGUAAAUUAAUUGGAAAUCAACGUGAUGUAUCUGCACGUAUUACCAUAUUAUUUUAAUAUUUCAGUUAGUCAGGGACUUCUCAACAACAGGUGUUUUGUGUAUCUUCUCACCGUCAGUGUUGACUUUUGGUAAUUUGAUACGUGGAAAUGUGAUCUAAGAACAGAACUGGAUAUGGAGUUGUUUAGCCACCGGUAAUGUCCACCAGUUCCUCCAUGUGGUGAGGUGACACGGUCUCUCUUGUGCAGUUGAUGAAGUUUGUGGGUCAAACCACAGAGAGGUGCCUGCAGACGGAUGGUUUGCACGAGAGACCAGGCCUGACCGUCACCCAGCCAGGACUGGGACACUGGGAGAAUGAUUUGAAAAAAGGACAUGACUUGGGUCUGUUUUAAACCCCCACACAUUUGGGGAAAAGUGCAUACAAACCAUGUCAACUGUCGCAAAAUGUUGUGGUCUGCUUGGAUAAUACUUUAUUAGUGGAGUGUGUGUAUGUGUGUUCCAAUAAACUUGAGAAAAUCAUAAAUUAUGAAUGGAU